GGGGCCCGGCAGGGGGCCCCUGGCCCGGCCCCCGCGGAGCAGUAGCCGCGUGCACAGCCGCCGCGGAGCCUCGCCGAGAUGCAGGACAAGCUGCGCAUCCUGGAGGACCUGAACAUGCUCUACAUCAGGCAGAUCGCGCUCAGCCUCGAGGGCACGGACAUCCAGAAGAAGAUCGACCACGAGAUCCGCAUGCGCGAAGGGGCAUGCAAGCUGCUGGCCGCCUGCACCCGCCGCCAGCAGGCGCUGGAGGUCACCAAGAGCCUGCUGGUCUGCAACAGCCGCAUCCUGGCCUACAUGGCGGAGCUGCAGCGCAUGAAGGAGGCGCAGGUCAUGCAGCGCAUGGCCCGCCGCCCUUCGGAUGCCGGUCCCUUGGAUGACCGCUUGCCGUGUCGGGGCAGAGUCUGCAUCUCAGAUCUCCGGAUUCCCCUGAUGUGGAAGGACACGGAAUACUUCAAGAACAAGGGGGAGCUGCACCGCUGUGCCGUGUUCUGCCUGCUGCGGAUCGGCACAGAAAUCUACGACACGGAGAUGGUGCUGGUGGACCGGACGCUUGCGGACAUCUGCUUUGAGAGCACGAUCCUCUUCACGGAGGCCGGCCCGGACUUCGAGCUGAAAAUAGAGCUGUACAGCGCCAGCCUGGAGGAAGACUCCGCGCUGGGCAAUGCGCCCAAGAAGCUGGCCAGCCGCCUGAGCAGCUCGCUGGGGCGCUCGUCCGGGAAGAGGGUGCGGACGGCCCUGGAAGGAGCGGCGCCCAGCAGCCCCGUGAGCAAUGGCGGGAGCAGCCCCCUGCUGCUGCCCGGCCCCAGCAUCACGGGGCCCAAGUACCAGCUGCUGGCCGGCACCUCCCUCCACCUGGCCGACGUCCAGGACGCCUUCCGCACCCACGACCUGGUCAUCGCCGGCAACGAGGAGAGCUCCUUCUGGCUGCCUCUUUACGGGAGCCUCUGUUGCCGCCUGGCAGCCCAGCCCGCUUGCCUGCUCCACCAGCUGAUGUGCGGCUUCCUGAAGGUGCAGCAGUCAGUGCAGCAGGGGGAGCCGCCGGGCUGGUUGCGGCUCUUCUGCCUUCUGCGAGGCUCCAACCUCUUCUGCUACCGGCACCCCCAGGACGCGGACGCCCAGGAGGAGCCGGCCCUCACCAUCGCCAUCAACAAGGAGACCCGCAUCCGGGCCACCGAGAAGGACCCCAAGAGCCGCCUGCACAGCAUCUCCGUCACGAACCGCUACGGGGGCGAGGAGGUGACCCACACGCUGCUGGCCGAGUCCCGGGUGGAGACCCAGCGCUGGAUGGAGGCCUUCUGGCAGCUCUUCUACGACAUGAGCCAGUGGAAGCACUGCUGCGACGAGCUCAUGAAGGUGGAGGUGCCGUCGCCGCGCCGGCCGCCGGCCCUGCUGCCCAGGCAGGGCUCCCUGUACCACGAGAUGGCUAUUGAGCCCGCGGACGACAUCGAGGCCGUCACGGAGAUCCUGGCGCGGCGCGUCUCUGGCCUGGGCUGCCCCGCAUGGCUCUCACUCUUCGAGGACUCUGUGCAUGCCCCGGCGUCCGACACCGACAGCAGCGCCAGCCCCGGCCCCGGCCACCCACAUGCCCCGCGGGGCCGGCCGCGCACGCUCUCCCUGGACGCCAAGCUCAGCGCACUGAAGGGACGCGCGGACCUCCGGGGCCCUGGGGCCCGUGUGCCAUCCCACUCCAGCUCGGGCUCCUCCAGCAGCGGCAGCCCGACCCCUGAGCUCGAGCGGCCCUCCCUGCCCCACGGCCGGCCCAGAUUCGACCCACACCUGUGGCUGCAGUCCCAGGUCUGAGGGGGCUGGGCAGCGGCAGGGCAACUGCGCAGCGAGAUCCUUCCUCCCAGGGCGGGAGCCGUCGCCCGACCAUCCUGUGCCCGCAGCAGGCAGGGCCCCGAGAGGGGGCGCCCCCGCCCCACAGCAGGCGGCUGGGCCGGACGUGCCCUGCAGGAUGCUCCCCGAAGCCGGGCCUCCGCCCACGACGGCCCCUGGCGCAAGUGGAGUGGCCGCCUCUGCGAGGGGCCAAGCGCCGCCUGGACUCGCCUCCUCCUCGGUGGGAGGCUGCAGUGCUCCGGGCUUUGUGGCGUGGGGCCUUUCGGAGCGCCCCAGAAGCAGGUGGCUCCCGCUCGCCCCUCCCAGGCCUGGCCCCCGUCCUCUCGGCCCGCUCCCCGCUUCUCUAACCAUCUCCCGGAGCUGCCGUCCUCUUGCCAGCGCAGGAGGCAGUGGGGUGGGCAGGCAGUCAUGCGCGGCCCCUUCCCCACUUGUCUGAGGCAAGGGGUGGGCCGCCCCCUCCAUGCACAUUAAAAUGUAUUUAACAC
Messenger RNA from Varanus komodoensis (Komodo dragon), 2321 nucleotides. It is a transcript of the gene RTKN, whose product is annotated as rhotekin. Gene Ontology annotation, cellular component: actomyosin contractile ring. Gene Ontology annotation, biological process: signal transduction; mitotic cytokinesis; septin ring organization. The transcript is spliced from 12 exons. The coding region runs from base 79 to 1800 and encodes 573 amino acids. The record is from RefSeq and is a predicted model, not a curated record. Lineage: Eukaryota; Metazoa; Chordata; Lepidosauria; Squamata; Varanidae.